CCUGAGGGGGACUCCGGGAGACUGACGGGUACGGCCGAAGUUGAGCUCGGCGCAGUGACGUAAUCACUGAGCGACUACAGCUCUGAUUGUUGUUUCCUAAAAUCGUGGCCAGUCGAAACUCAGUUUGUUAUUUCAAAGACAAGGGAAGUGUCGGGAUAAAAAUUACGAAAAGAACAAACCACAACACCUAACAAUCUAGAGGACCAAAGGAACAGGAGACGACAAGAGUGUGAAGAGGUGGUGUUGGGGAUGGGGUUGGAGAGCCAAAGGAGGACGUCAUGGUUCACAGCGGCUCUGCUUCCCCAAUGAAAACAACACCAUCAGCAUCACCUCAUUUAACUGUUCCUGCCACAGCACCUCCUCUGCAAGUAGCACCUCCUCUGGUGCCUCCCCCUGGUGAUACUACUGGUCAGGACCUAACCCAGACCCCUGCCGAACUCCUCAGUGCAGACCUUACCUCCAACUCAGACUUGACGCAGCCAUCAACUCCGUUUCCUGCUGAUGCAGAACCCCCUGUUUUAACCCCAGUAAAAGCACUUACAACUAACUCAAGCCCAGCAUCAUCCUGGUCCUCUACACAGACACCAACCCCUGCUCAGGGCCCAGUCAAUGGCCGCACAUCAGGCAGGAAGAGGACUCCUAAGGCCUGUGAUUGCUGUGGACCCAACAGUACUGGACACAAUGUCAAAACCUCGGCCAGAGGGAGGGGGAAGGGAAGAGGGAGAGGGAGGGGGGCGGUGGCUGUUAGGGAUCUUGGGGACACCCCAAAAAGAAAAGUGGGGGACCAGCUGACACGUAUCAAGGGCUUUGAUUUGACUAAAGAAAAGGUAGAGGAAGCUGAAACUGAAGAGGAAGAUGACAGAUAUGAGAAGGUGCAAACAACAGUUGUAGUGGCUGAUACUCAGUCACAAACCCUUGUUCCCCUACCUGUCACAUCCCUGCAGGAUGGACCAAUUAUGAACUCUGUUGGUCCAGAGAAAGGGGAUGCACAGAAAAAUGAGGACAUGUUGACAGAGGGGACAGGGGUCACUGGCGAAGGAGGGCAAGGACGUGGAUGCAGGGAUGUGGAGAUGAGAUUGUCAGGAAUGGCAGGCAGUGCAGCAUCAGUAGUUAGAGGGAGAGGAGGGAGGGGAAUGAUGGGAGCUACAUUUGCAUCAAAAACGAAAGUAGAAGUUGUAAUAAAGAGUGGGGGUGGGGGUUGUGUUGUCACCAGCUCUAAAGUGGAUGCCCCGGCUUGCUCGGUGGUAGUGCAGAGUCAGGAGGAGAACAAGGAUGCAGAGAUGGAACAUGGGGAGCAAACUGACUCCAGCAUGGUUAAAUCUCCAUUUGGAAAUGGAGACACAGUAAACCUGUCUGACUCAGAACCUGAAGGGGAGGCUGAGGAGGACAUCAUGAGUGAACUGGGAAAUGGACUUUUAUCCAUGUCACAGCAGUCAGGCCCUGCCUCAAGGUCAGGAACUCCCCAGGACCUAGACUCUGAGAUGCAGGUGGACCAGACUCCUGACAGAACAGACCAGGUUUGUUUACCAGUAACUCUGUCCAAUGGAAACGUCACCACAACAACAGACCAUGACCACAGGUCCACAGCUAUGGAGGUGGAAAUUUCUCAUCAGGACCAGGGCCCUAUUACAGUGUACAGCACGCAGCACUGCUGGGCAUUAAGAGACCACAGGCUGUACUGUCAGCCAGGAACCUGGGAGAAGGAAAUGGAAGAAACGUCGGGUAAGGGCCAGUCAGAAGAAGCAGAGGUGGAUGGAAAGAUGCAGAAUGAAGAAAGCCUGGAGCAGCUUACCGAUAUGGUCCAUGAGUUUCUGGAGAGCUUCUAUAUGAGGUAUGGCAGUUUCAUUCCUCUCACUGAGACAGAUGUCCUGGAAUACCUGAAGAAGAACGGCAACUCUGACCUCAGCACAAGGGGACUGGACAUCAAAGGGGAGAUGACUCGGUACAGGUCGGGGCUGGCCUCUGCUCCAAUUGCAGGCUUCAUGGUGAUGUAUAACAAACACACCCUGGGCCUGGAGGACCUUGGCACGCUAGAAGAACAGAAUUGGCUUAAUGACCAGAUUAUCAAUAUGUAUGGAGAACUCAUUAUGGAAGCAACACAACACAAGGUUCAUUUUUUCAACAGCUUUUUCCACAAGCAGCUGGUAGCCAAGGGUUAUGACGGUGUGAAGAGAUGGACUAAAAAAGUCGACCUCUUCUCCAAGUGGCUGUUGCUAAUUCCCAUCCAUUUAGAAAUCCACUGGUCCCUCGUCACGGUCACCAUGGCAACCAAAACCAUCAGUUACUAUGACAGCCAAGGCAUCGUCUUCAGGCACACCACAGAUAACAUUAUGAAGUACCUUCAGUCUGAAGCCAGAGAGAAGGAACAGACAGCUUUCCAGAAAGGCUGGAAAAUCACUAUCAUAAAGGGUAUUCCUCAGCAGAAAAACGACAGCGACUGUGGAGUCUUUGUCCUCGAGUACUGCCGCCGUCUCUCGGUGAAGCAGCCUCUGCUGUUCAGUCAGGAGGACAUGCCUCUCAUCCGCAAGAGAAUCUACAAGGAACUGUGUGACUGUCGCCUCAAUGAUUGAUGGACUGAAUAACGGCCGCCUUCACUCACUCACUGCUUACCUGGUUACACGAGACGGUCAGUCCAAGACGACCUGUUUCACAGACAGCCUGUUACACAAGCUAACACAACCUGGCCAUCUGUUUUCCAGGGAGCCCCAACUGCCAGGCUACCUGCGUGACUGACAGCAGAGGGGCUGUCACUUUGGACUUUUGGAUACUUUUGGAGUUCAAUAACAUUCUGUAGCUAAGCAGAUUUUUACUUGCAAACUUGCAAAGAACUACUGACGUGGCCCCCUACUGACCCCAAAAAAUGCUGGACCCGCACACUUCAGGUUGCUUUUGCAUUCUGCAUUUCCCACCCCCAGAGGAUUUCAACCAAAUGGCCAAACGGCCGCCUUUUAAGAACACAGAGGAGCUCCGACUUUGACUGAGGAUGCAGGCGUUGGACCAGCCUGGACCAAUGGGAUGGACUUUCCCUCCCAAAUGGAGUGGCCUUAUCUCCCAAAGGCCAUUUUAAACUGAAUGACAUUUUUACAUUUUCCGGUUUAUUUUAUGCUGGACUUUACAGCAGUAUCAAACUUACAGUUAUAUGCGUGUUUUCUAACAUGUUAAUGAAGCUAGGAUGUGCUAUUCAGUGGACCAGCUGUUCACUUAAAACUUGAAGGUUUGAGUUGGUUUCGUUCUCUUGGACUACAGAUAUUUGCACGAUCAGAGGCCUAUCCAUUGAAGAGUCUAGAAUAUCGACUGAAUGUACUGAUCACAUUUCCUUCCUGGCCGUUUAGCAGGGUGGUGACAUAGCACCACACAGGCUAAUGGCGGAUUCUGGCUGUGGCUUGAAACAGGGAUAUCAUUUUUCAAGGUAGUUUUUGUUCAUCAGGUUUUUGACGCCUGGUCUCCUAAUCAUUUCUUAUUAAAAUUCCAGUUUUUCCACCACGUCAUUUCGUUAAUUUUUAUUUUAUUUUAUUUAUUUUUUCCUGUGCUUACAUCAUGAUGGUAGGUUUUGCACAUGCAUUUUUCCAGCCGUUUCAACUAAAAUGCAUUAUUCAAUGAUACGUUAACAUUAGAAUACAUCAGUUUCAGUUGAAAACAGUUUCUCAUGCCGGCUAUCCAGCUAGUUGCUGAAAUGAAGACUACAGUUUUUUAUUUUAGCCAAGAAGUUUCUCCAGCUUUAUAUUUUCACUGCUUCAUGUGGAUGCAUUAACACAGGCUCAAAGUCAUGGUUACAGAGUGGCCUCUUAACAGAGAAACAAGUGGACCUCAGCUAUUUUGAUUAAAUCUUCUUUCCAACCUGGGUUUUGUUGUAAUAUUCACUUAUAUGUAUUUACAGAUUGUAUUGUACUUUUACUGGCCUACUACUGUACAUGCUUGCUUUGGCUAGAAACCACAGCAGUUUCUGGGCUGUUUUUAUUGUUGUUAUUAAAAUGCCAAUACUG
This is a messenger RNA of Xiphias gladius (swordfish), 3983 nucleotides long. Its product is annotated as sentrin-specific protease 5-like. Gene Ontology annotation, biological process: protein desumoylation. NCBI's taxonomy places the organism in Eukaryota, Metazoa, Chordata, Actinopteri, Istiophoriformes, Xiphiidae. The record is from RefSeq and is a predicted model, not a curated record. Gene Ontology annotation, molecular function: deSUMOylase activity. Bases 279 to 2570 code for a protein of 763 amino acids. The transcript is spliced from 10 exons. Gene Ontology annotation, cellular component: nucleus.